This is a messenger RNA of Anoplophora glabripennis (Asian longhorned beetle), 1429 nucleotides long. RefSeq names its product glyoxalase domain-containing protein 4. The record is from RefSeq and is a predicted model, not a curated record. The transcript has a single exon. NCBI's taxonomy places the organism in Eukaryota, Metazoa, Arthropoda, Insecta, Coleoptera, Cerambycidae. The coding region runs from base 145 to 990 and encodes 281 amino acids.
UUGUCCACAACUCACAACAUCAUUUAUUGCCCGUAUCGUUGCGAGUGCACGGUAGCGCGAGAUAACGAAGCAGAUACACUAAAUACAUAAAAUUUAUUGAUAUUUACAAGUGAGCGCGUGUAGAAGUGACACAGUGACUUAAAAAUGGGGUUCAUAAGCGGCAGAGCGCUCCACUACGUCUUCAAAAUACCGGACAGGAAGGAAACCAUGCGGUUCUACAGAGAAGUGCUCGGCAUGAAGGUGCUCAGACACGAAGAGUUCUCCGAAGGUUGCGAAGCGACUUGCAACGGGCCGUACAAAGGACGGUGGAGUAAAACAAUGGUAGGUUAUGGCCCUGAGGACUCGCAUUUUGUAGUAGAACUGACCUACAAUUACGGCAUCCACUCCUACGACAGGGGAAACGAUUUCAUAGGCAUGACGGUGAAGAGCAAGGAGGCCCUCGAACGCGCAAAGAAACAGAAGUGGCCGGUGCAAGCUGGGAAUAUUUUGGAAGCCCCAGGAGGCUAUUCCUUCACCAUAAUAGACGAGCCUCAACCCACAGAUAAAGACCCAGUGCAGAAGGUGACCGUAGCCUCCUCUAACUUAGACAAUUCUAUAAAAUACUGGAACGGCGUCCUAGGACUUACGAUUUUCGAGCAGACCAAAGAUACCGUUUUGGUCGGGUUCAAUAAAGACGAAGCUAAACUCGAGCUGAAAGAUAUAGGGCAACCCGUGGUCCGCAAACAGGCGUUCGGCCGUAUAGCGUUCUCCUGUCCUUUUGAGCAGCAGGAGCAGGUCGACAAGGUGAUAAAGGAAAACAAUCAAACCAUCGUCACCCCGCUCAUAUCUUUGGAUACUCCUGGCAAAGCUACGGUGAGGGUGAUCAUUUUGGCCGAUCCUGACGGCCUCGAGAUUUGCUUCGUUGACGACGAGAACUACAGGCAGCUGUCUCAACCCGAUCCGGAUAGUGAGAGAGUGCUAAAUACGCAGAUAAGGAAAGAUACGUCGUAAAGUGAUGAGAGUGUUGAGGUGGCGAGUGUGAUAUAAUGUACCCAAAAGUGGGAAAUAUACAUAUUAUGGGAAAGGAACUUGAUUUGCAGUUAUUUUUUUUUAUGAAUAUGUUAUGCUCUUGUAGCUGCCACUGGACGAUCUUAUCGUUCUUUCAUGUUUUAUUUCUUUGAAUUUUAUUUACAAAAUUAACUAAAAAAUUAAAGGCGACAUAGGUAUAGCUAAAUAUUUUUUUUUUUUAGAAAUCGCCAGUGAGUAAAAUGGUUUUUAAUAUUCAAUAUUGCCUUCACUCUUAUCCGAUUGCAUUUAAAGUAUUGUAUUUAUGUAAAUUAUCUUAUACAGGGUGUAUUAAAACUAUACCGAAAAUCAAAUCAGUUCAGAAUAACAAUACCUACUAUUUCCAGUUUUUUCGGAAAUAUUUAACUGGCUGGCUUAUUUUCAU